Molecule: messenger RNA, 930 nt
Organism: Cricetulus griseus (Chinese hamster)
Lineage: Eukaryota; Metazoa; Chordata; Mammalia; Rodentia; Cricetidae
Source: RefSeq, a predicted model, not a curated record
AUGACCUCGGAGGAGCGCGCUCAGGGCACCAAGAAAGACAAGGUGGAGGGGGAAAGGCGCUUUGGUGUACUUCUCUCCUCCUCCAAACAUGUUAACGCCAGGGCCCCAGGGGGCCUGGGAUCAGACAUGGAACCCGGACCCAGUACCCUGGAUAGCAGGACCCAAGUGACUGAACAGCAGCCCAGCAGGCCUAGAGGUGGGCAGGAGGAUCAUAACACCAACCGGGCUGCAGAUGCCAUCAACGCAAACGCUGCCCAGGGAAGGCCAAUCAACAGAUCCUCAUCCCCAGCCCAAAAUAACAUCGUGGGCCGCAGAAUUUCUCACGAGUGGAAGGAAGACAAUGGGCGCAUCACCCAUUGGAAGGGAACUGUUCUGGAUCAGAUUUCUAUAAAACCCUCUCUCUAUCUGGUAAAAUAUGAUGGUGUUGACUGUGUCUAUGGGUUGGAACUUCAUAGAGACAAGAGGGUAAUUUCCCUUAAACUUCUCUCUGACAAGGUAGACACAUCCCAAGUCCCUGAUCCCAUCCUUGCUGAUACAAUCAUUGGCAAAGCAGUGGAGCACAUGUUUGAGGGGGAGCAUGGCUGUAAGGACGAAUGGAGGGGGAUGGUCCUGGCCCAAGCGCCUAUCUUAAAGUCCUGGUUUUAUAUUACCUAUGAAAAAGACCCAAUCUUAUACAUGUACCAGCUUUUGGAUGAUUUUAAAGAGGGAGACCUCCGUAUCAUACCAGAGAUCAAUGAGGUUCCUCCACCAGACUUGGACCUGGAACUUAUGGAUGGUCUUAUAGGUAAACACGUGGAGUAUGCCAAAGAGGAUGGCUCCAAAAGAGUUGGCAUGGUGAUUCACCAAGUUGAAGCCAGGCCCUCUGUAUAUUUCAUAAAAUUUGAGGAUGAUUUCCACAUCUAUGUCUAUGACCUCGUGAAAAAGAUGUGA